Messenger RNA from Papilio machaon (common yellow swallowtail), 1960 nucleotides. RefSeq lists its product as uncharacterized. The transcript is spliced from 4 exons. NCBI's taxonomy places the organism in Eukaryota, Metazoa, Arthropoda, Insecta, Lepidoptera, Papilionidae. Bases 408 to 1952 code for a protein of 514 amino acids. The record is from RefSeq and is a predicted model, not a curated record.
CAGAGAAGUAGGAGAAAAAAUUGCAUGAAAGAUAUAAAUAUGUUGUUUUGUUUAUAAACAUAAACAAGUGCAUUUGCUGUACAAUAUGUUUUCCUAAACUGUUGCUAUCAUAGUUGUGUGCAGACGUGUACUGACAGAAGCCACUACAACGAAAACGACCCGACCCGGCCGAAAGCCGCACAUGCGCACGGGAUAGUGGCCGCCAUCCGCAAAUUAAGACCUGACGUAGCACAAACUCUGCGCACUCGGAAUCACGAUAAAUAAAUCAGAAGAACGAAAAAUAGAAAAGAAGUGCGAAUAUACGUAACGAUUGCUACCAAUACCAUACGAUACGUCGAUUGACGUGUUCAGGAGAGAACCACCAGCCGCGCUCUGUCAUAACAAAUCGGCGCUUUUGCGAUGUAAACAUGAACGAACGUAAGAUAUUGUUUUUCAUUUUUUCAUUGUUAUUUUACUGUUUUUACUGCGUUAACAUGUGGUUCAUGACAUACAACGGGAACAAGGACGCGGUGGAUGACAGGAAAACGAUUAAGUCUGUGCCAGAAAUAAUUGAGAACAAAUCAGAAGCAAAGGCUGUUUUGAAGACAAAGAACAUUCCAUUGUUUGUGAAAGACGUGUGCAGUACGUUGCAAGUGUUUACGGAAAAACCAUUAGUUAAACGAAAGAAAACUAGCAAAGAAAACAAAGAAAAUAUGGAACCUGAGAAUAAUACCAUUACAGCUAUAGGAAUUACUACAUUUCUUAUUAUAUUAAUCUUAAAUGCUGUACUAGAUGUUCUUAAAGCCAAAGAAGAAGAGAGAGCGAGGAUGAAAUUAAAUCCUGACGGUGGACGAAGACAUUCUUUAGCGGAGUUCGCUAACAAGAAGACAUUGAGGAGAGAAUCGAGCAAGUUUGGUCUCCAGCUAUUUCAGAUAGCAGAAACGGUAGUCUCGGACGACAAAGGAGAAAGUAACAAUGCAACCCGUCGUGUUCCUUACAAGAGAGGUGAAUCCAUCAACUCUUAUCUGAGUGACAAGAAAGGCCCAGUAGAAUGUUCAGCGCCGGCGUCUGUUGAGACGCCAGUUUCUGAAGCAAAAGCUGUCAAAAGACAAUCCGUUGCAAAACUAUUUGAUAACAAGUUGCAGUGGUUGCCACAAAGACCCAUCUAUAAUUAUUUCCACUGCGAGUUUAAAUUCUGGCGAAAUCCUGACUUGAAGACUAUACCGUAUUCACUUUGGUAUCACAUGUUUCGUGACCAACAAACAAGAAGCCUUAACAUAGGAUGUUUGAACAUAACUGAGGACCACCGUGUUUCAAAGAAUAGGACAUGUCGCUUAAAAAUACACCAGGAAUGUGGGGAAUAUGAAAUUGAUAUUAACUGUCCUCCACAACAUAACAAUAUUGUCGAAACUGGAUCUCAAUUACCACCAAGCCUCUACGAACUAACAAAAAGAGUCGCCUAUCAAAUGAUUUCAAAAGCUAUCACACAAUACACAACAUAUUUUAACAUAUAUUCAGAUAAGAAUAGUUAUUACUUAGACAAUAAUAAAAGCUAUGAUGCAUUAUCUAACCUCGAAAAAACUUUCAACAAUUUCGAAAUUGACAAUAAUGUUGAAACAUUUUCUGUAAGCAAAAAUGAAAUGAAACCUGCAAAUUGUACUGAAUAUCUGUACACAAAAAAUGAAAGAAGAAAUUAUUACGUACCCAGAGAUAUUAUAGAAAAAUGUUAUUCAUUUCUACCAUAUUUCAUUAAAAAUGAACUGUCUAAUGGACCUAUUUCUAAAUGUGAUAACGCGUACUGCAAGAAACCAAUUUUCGAUUAUGUUAUCUACGAAUUUUGCAUAGAGAAAAUUAUACUGAUCGAAAGCAUUGCAGAUGUUAUAUUAAAUGCAAACUUUUGCUCAAAAUCCUGCGCUGACUUUUGGAAAUUAGGAAAACAAAAUAUGAUUUCAUGGAGAUUGUUAAAUCAAUAAAAAGUGUG